Molecule: messenger RNA, 906 nt
Organism: Cooperia oncophora
Lineage: Eukaryota; Metazoa; Nematoda; Chromadorea; Rhabditida; Trichostrongylidae
Source: the annotation of a GenBank genome assembly
AUGGAUGAUGACGCCUCCGUUCUGGAGUUACUCCGGAAAAAGGAAGAAUUGCUAAGGUUACUACAAGAGGCUGGAGAUGAUGAUGAUGAGGAGGAGGAGGACGAAGAAGAGGAUGAAUAUGAAUACCGCGAGUCUAGUAGUGACGACGAAGACGAUGAAGUGGGAGACGAAGAUGACGAUGAUUAUGAUGUUGAAGGAGAAGAUGAUAAAACACGUGGUGAAUCUCCUUCUCCAAAAAGGCCUCGAUUGGACGAAGCCGUGGAGAACGGUUGUCCUGCUACUACAUCCUUGGCAGAAAGAGAAUAUCGCAGCCGUCACUACACUCGUUUCUUAGGUGAUCAAUGGAAAAGUGUAAACGGAAUGGCAUGUCCAGUUUCACAGGCUUCAGUUUCAGUUGGUGAAGGGUCAGAAUCAUGCUCACAGAAAGCUCUCGAAGAAGACCAGGACUUGGAAUACGAAGAUGAUUUGUAUGAUGAUGGCGUUGAUGUUCACGACAUCCUGGAAGAAGCCGUCGACAAGAUUAAGAAAGAAGCAGAAGAAUCUGAACCUAUACCGAUUAUAUGGAAAUACGUGCCCGAACGCCUUGAACAUGAUCAUUUUAUGAAUCUCCCAGAAGGAUGGGCUCGUAUAACGCAUAACAGUGGGAUGCCUGUGUAUCUGCAUCGAAAGACACGUGUGAUAUCGUUGGCGAAGCCUUACUUCAUCGGAACCCAAGGAGUUCGUGACCAUCGUAUCCCUGUCACAGGAGUGCCAUGUCUUCAUCAGCGGAAAGUUCUUGAAAGGGACGCUGCUCUUGCGAAAGAAGCUGAGAAACAGAAGAAUAUUGCCACCGAAUCAGCUUUGGAAAGUGAAAUCAAACAGAAACUUAUCGCUCCUGCCGUGAAGAUUGAGGUUUGUCUCGUUUAA